Messenger RNA from Lytechinus pictus (painted urchin), 1827 nucleotides. Its product is annotated as EF-hand and coiled-coil domain-containing protein 1-like. Bases 106 to 1827 code for a protein of 573 amino acids. The transcript is spliced from 7 exons. NCBI's taxonomy places the organism in Eukaryota, Metazoa, Echinodermata, Echinoidea, Temnopleuroida, Toxopneustidae. The record is from RefSeq and is a predicted model, not a curated record.
AUUGACAAGGAAAGAGUGAGGGGAGAGGGGUGGCAUAAGAGGGAGUGUUAUGGGGUGGGGGCGAUGAGUGGAUGAUGAUAUACCAAGGGACCAACCAGUGAUUGAAUGCAUCAUUCGUUCAACAUCGCUCGUGCAACGUGGAUGCUUGCCCAACAGGAAGGUAAAAUGCAUGCAGAAGAUGAAAGCAGACGUUUUUUAAGGAACGGAAUUCAAUCUGCAAUUGAGAAGCCCCGAAGUAUGAUUGUUUCAACUCAGCGAUCUCAGUGGUUGACGAUUGCUUUAUCUCAUGCUUACAGCCAUCAGACUCAAGAACCAAACAUCAGUAAUGAAAUCAUUGUCCUCUCUACUGGCAUUGAUCAAUAUAUCCAAGAAAUAUUUUUUCACCUUGGCAACAGGGAUCACAUCACCAAUACAAAUAGAGAUGGUGGAGAAAAAGAAACUAUUUCAUGGAAUGACUUUUAUAUACUCUGUCAGCUUCUAGGAGCUGAUGAAGAUAGUGUGAAUAAGGAGAGAGGAAUUCAUGAUGACGAGAUUGGAUUUCAAGAUUUCCAUUCACGGCUCAUCAAUAUCUUUGCUAAAAUAAGUGAAGAAAGUUGCAAGGUUGAUGACCAAAAUGAAAGAAAUGAGAAUAGAUGGAAAACUGAUGAUGAGAUGGUUGAAGCUGGUAUCAAUAUUCCUGACAGGAAAGGAUUGUUGUUACGUCAGAUGUGUACCGAAUGCUUUCAUUGUCGAUCUCCUUUAGAAGUAUUCCACUCUGUACUCUACAAGCAUGGUAAAAUACCCAUGUGUAAAGAUGAAGAGCACUACUCCAAACUAAAAGACGGUAGGCCAAUUUUGACACGAAACGAAGAGGUGGCUACUCUAAGAGCAGAAAACAACUGUCUACGAGAAGUUGUAGAAGAUAUGCGAAGAGCACUGCAGACAUGCGACGCUAAAUGCCUCGCUAUGACUGUAGAGAUUACAAAAAUCAAUCAGAGUGAUGAGAUGGUCAAUGAUGGCAAUAAACAAACGAGGAGUAUUGACUACAAUGAGAAGGAGUCGACAAGAGUUAAAAAACUUGUAAAAGAAAUGAUUUGGUUGCGAGAAAGCAGGGACAAACAACUUGAGGAAGCUAUUCUCUUUACCCAACAAAUGGAAGCUGAACUCUGGCAAGAAAAGCUGAAAAACAAAGCUCCAGAAAAAUGUGACAAAGGGAUUGAUGCAACUAUCACUCCUCAUAUGGAUGCUUCUCUGAAUGACGUCAUGAACGAUGGACGAAUGAAUGAAGUCGUGAAUGAUGAAGGUGGAAUGACUCCUUGUAGUGAAAGGCAACCUAGCUUAAGUAGUGAAUCUUUAUCUGAAUCAGAUGAUGACAGCAUUAUAACAAGUAUACCAUCCGGCGAUUGGUGUUUUCCUCAAUCUUGUGAUGACUACUCACCGGUUACCCGUGUUAACAUUGUAAAUCUAGAGAUUGAAAUGGAAGAACUCAAAGAAGCACUUCGACAGGUGGAAUUUGAAAGAGAUGCAGCACUAGAUAAAUCCCAAAAGAUUGCAAUUGAUCUUGACAUCGAACGUCGAUAUCGUAAGCUUGAUCAAGGUCGGUAUCUUGAUGAUAUAAACUCUUUGGAAACUGACAAGUCCCGCUUAUCGACUGUUGAAGAAGAAUUAAGAGAUGUCAUCGUUUUGAUAAUGCGUCUCCGAGAUAUGGUCUUAAUACUUGAGCCGUUUGUCUCUUUCCUUUACAGCAAUUUUGAUAUCAUGGGGAACAGAGACCUCAAUGAUAUUUACUACGUUGUUGUCUCUGACGAUGAUGUCCGGCUUGUUGCAGUUGAUGGUUCUAUCCGUUAG